Messenger RNA from Stylophora pistillata, 4667 nucleotides. RefSeq names its product polycystin-1-like protein 2. Gene Ontology annotation, molecular function: calcium channel activity; protein binding; calcium ion binding. NCBI's taxonomy places the organism in Eukaryota, Metazoa, Cnidaria, Anthozoa, Scleractinia, Pocilloporidae. Gene Ontology annotation, cellular component: membrane. Gene Ontology annotation, biological process: detection of mechanical stimulus. The record is from RefSeq and is a predicted model, not a curated record.
AUGUCUCUGUUAGUGUUCCGAGAAGAGCCCAAUUUGCUCACUGGGACUGUUCUGUCAAACAAAGGAAACAGUUUUCAGCUUACCUCAUUACCCUUCCAGUUAGACAAUGAUACCCAUUUUUUAGAUAGCCAGAACGCGCUGUUAUACCUCCUAACAAAAGUGUGGCAGUUUGACUUGCGAGGAGAUUGUCCAUAUAGUCGUGUCUUGUUGUACGAAUCUACCUCGAUGUCACCGCUGAGUGAUCAUGGUGAUAAUGGCGAAAGGGCAGUAAACUCAAUGGUAACAGCAGACUUUACACUUUUUUCUUGGGACCCCACAGGAGCAAGAGUGACGACUGCUGUUUCCAGCCUUGAACUAAGGAACAGUUCUGGGCAUCCUUUGAAUGCGACAAAACUGAAUGCACUUGUUACCAUUAAACUUCAGAACCUCCAGGUCUUCAUAAACACAUCUCAGUCUCAUUACAUUGGAGCCAACAGAACCAUUUUCUAUAAGAUAAAUGUUUCCCAAUUAGGAAUGGCUUUGAUGCUCAAGAUUCGUCCGGAAAGCAACAAGACAGAGUUUGUGGUAACUUUUAAGUAUGGAAGGCAGCCGUCUCUGAGUAGUAGCGACUUUAAUGUUACAAUACCUGACCUUUCAUCUUGCGAUGAGAUGCCAGAUGGGUACCUCAACUGCUCACGUGAUCCGUAUAUGUUGUUUGUGAACCAGGAAUUUUUCCAGAACAAUGGUCUUGGAUACUACUUUGUUGGACUAAAAGCCGUGUCACGAGUUUCUGCGAUCUCUCGAGUUCGGCGUUGCUCAAAGCAGUCAUGUGUGCGAUACAAGGAACCGCCCACUGAUGGUGCAAGUUACAGCGUACCCCACUACCGUGAAAGUGAUGAAAAUUACACAAUUCAGGUAAUGCCGGCUGCCUGCCUGUUCUGGAACGCAGAAAUAUCCCAGUGGACAUCAGAGGGAUGCAGGGUAACCGAGAUGACGACUCAAGAUUAUGUUCAUUGCUCUUGUAACCACUUGAGCGCUUUUGGAGGUCAGUUACUAGUGGCACCCACUCCCAUUGAUUUUGAUAUAGUUUUCACGGAAUUGGCUCGUCUACCUGAUAGUGGAAACACGGCUGUUAUAGUAACUAUUAGCUGUGCGUUUGGACUUUAUCUGUUGCUGUUGAUGUGGGCUCGAAAGAAUGACAAACGCGAUCUUAUGAAGGUAGGUAAGAGUGCAGUCGUAGGAGUUCCUUCACCUUUGUCUUAUUUCGUCGAGAUUCAAGUAUCUACGGGCAUUUGGCGUAAUUCGGGCACAACUGCUAACGUUUUUAUCACACUAGAGGGAGAGUUAGGUGGCAGCCGACCAUUCCAUUUAAAGCACGACUCUUGCAUCUCUUUCUCAAGAGGGAGUAUUAUCUCCUUUAUUCUUUCGAUUCCUGACGACAUUGGCCCCAUAAAAACUGUCCGCGUAUGGCAUGACAACUCAGGCACCAGUCCAUCGUGGUUUUUGAACCACAUCAAGGUCUUCGAUCUCUUUACUAAGAAGCAGUGGAACUUUAUGUGUUUUGCGUGGCUGGCUGUUGACAAAGGUGAAGGAUUGAUAGACCGCACCCUUCACUCUACUUCCACGACCGCUAAAGGAAUUGACUUUGCGGUUUAUGUUCUGAAUAGAAUUGCGGAAGAAUUCAGUGACUCACAUGUUUGGUUUUCUGUAGCAGCCAGACCACCAAGGUAUCGCUUUACUCGCGUCCAACGUUUAUCUUGCUGUCUGGCACUCUUGCUAACCUCAAUGUUAGCAAGUGCUAUGUUUUACCAGCAUGGAACAGUGGUGGGCGACACUCAAGGAUCUCUCAGGAUGGGUCGUUUUGAUGUGAACCUCAAAGAAUUCAUCGUUGGAGUACAGAGCCUUAUAGUAAUUUUUCCUACCUAUGUUUUGACCGUAGGACUUUUCGUCCAUACUCGAUCGGUGGAUGAGAAUAAACAAAUGGCUCUCAAAGCUAGCGCAGAAAGGAAAUCUUUUUCUUUUCCACACCGGUUUGUUUUCGUUCCUUGGCUCCUAUGUUUUCUCCUCUCGGCCUGUGCGGCAGCUUUUGUCGUCUUCUAUAGUCUACAGUGGGGUGCAGAUACAAGUGAGCAGUGGCUGGCUUCGGUUUCAACGUCAAUUUUUAUAGACAUAUUUUUAAUCGAACCUGUUCAAAUCAUCGUUGUUGCCUUCAUAUUGCCCCCUAUAUUCAAAGAAGGAACUGACAAAUUUACGUGGAUGACUCGCCCAGCCGACCCAAAGGUUGAACUCGACGAUAUUAAAGUUGGUGGGCUAAGCAAUGAUGAGGCUGACAACGAAGAAGUUGAAAUACCAAAGCCUUUAAGUAAGAAACAGUUACGUCGUGCAAGGAAGACUCGGCUAAGAGAGAUAUAUAUAUACUCAGCCUUUCGGAAUUUAGGGUCUUACAUGCUUUACUUAUUGAUUCUUAUGAUUGUUUGCUACGGUGGCCGUAGUAAGCAUGGGUACCUGAUGACAUCAUCCAUGAAGAAUACGUUUGGAGAGCUAAACAUGAUAUCGAAUCACUUCAACACAUGGGACUGGGCACGUGACGUUUUGGUACCAGGGCUUUUUGAGGAUGGGAAAAAAGUCAUUCUGAAUAGUUCCAGUCCUUACAUUGGAGAUGGCGACGCUGUCCUCGUUGGGAUGCCUCGUCUGAGGCAGCUACGAGUUAAAGAAGGUCCUUGUGAUGUCGGCAUAGAGGAAUUGGCCACCUAUUUCAAUUCAUGUGUGGUUUCAUAUACAUUCAGUAGCGAGGAAAAAACAAGCUUCCAUGAAACAAGAUGGCGUCUAUUUUCCUCGUCCAAGAAUGAGUCCUUCAUUAGUCUUCAUCAGGUCUGUCCAAGUGCUUGGCAUUAUUCGUCAGCCCAAGAAACAUCAAGCCUUCCAUUGUGGGGUAGACUUCAUCUGUCUAACUUUUAUGGAGAAGGAGGCUACCUGGCUGAGUUGGGCUACGACAAAACAACUGCAUUGAAUGUCAUCUCCGAACUAAACCUGUUUAAUUGGACUGACAGGUUUACCAGUGCAUUAAUUUUGGAGUUCGCAGUUUUUAACUCUCAAGUGAACUUGUUCAGCGUGAUUUGGAUCCUUACUGAGUUUUCACCAAGUGGUCUCGUGGUCUCUAAUCACGUUAUUCAUACCUUGCACAUAUAUGACAUUGGAGGGGGCUACAGUGCUGUUACCGUUACUUGUCAAUUGUUACUGGUGGCAUAUAUUAUAUACUUUGUUGUCAAGGAAACGAGAAAUGUCAUAGCAGGUUUUCGAAUGUAUUUCUCUCAGUUUCUAAACUGGGUUGAAGUUACACAAACUUUUGCAGUCAUUGGCUUUCUUAUUUCUCACAUUAUGAAAGAAACACAGCUCUUUGCUACCACAGCAAAACUCAGAGAAAAAACUUUUCAGUUUAUCAGUUUCGAUAGAGGUGUUCUUCUGCAAGACCUGGAAACGGUAUUAAUAUCGUUACUGAUAUUCUUGAACACUUUGAAGUUGCUCUAUUUGCUCAAAUUGAAUUCCCACGUGAGGCAUUUAUUUCAUGUGAUGAAAGGAUCUGCUCGGGAACUCGCUCACUGCUCGGUUGCAUUCGCUGCCUUCACGUUUGGAUGUAUCCAUGUAGGAUACCUUCUGUUUGGAAGCGAACUUUACUCCUUCUCUUCGCCUUUCAACAUUCUGCAGUCUCUUCUAGUCGAAGGAGUCGUUGGUGGCAGAGUCGACUAUUUUAACGAUUGUUGCACAAUCAUUGGCCCCGUAUACGUUACGGCGAUAAAAAUGGCAGUGAAUCUCAUAUGCAUCAAUCUUUUCAUUUCUAUUCUUGUUUAUAACUAUGGCCGCAUCAGGGAACUCUCCAAAGGGAAAUUUGAUGUUGGACAUUUCAUGGUGGUGAAAGUGAAAGAACUAUUGGGUUGCGUGGGCAAUCGUCCGAGAGCGAGCGAAGGCGUUUCUGGGCAUGAUACACCGAGCACGGAGAUCGAGGAGGAUAUUCUUCCUGAGGCAGCUGAGAUAUUGGCGAGUUUGGAUCGGAUUAAUCAUCUUUUAAAUGCUAAAUACGCCGAAGAAUUUUGUGAAGAUCUUGAACUAUUUUCUUUGUGGUUUGAUCUUCAUAUGCAAGCCAAGAAAUCCAAGGAUUUGCGAGAAAAUCGGGUCGAUGCAAAAGACAAUUUUGAGGCUGCUGUAGAAGAAGAUUCGGUAGAUGCACUAGAAUGAAAUAUGAUCUCCUUGUGCAAGAUGGGCGAUUGAUGAAUAACUUGCCUUAAAAACUUAUCAUCGGAAACUACUGAUUCGAUUUAAUUUGAUUUUGAUCGCUUUCAGAGGUAAAAAGAAAAACUGUACACAUGAAGGAGGCAUCAUUGUCACGUUAACUUUGGAGCAAUUUUAGUCAUUGUCCUCCCAAGACAUUCAUUUAGGACUGCUUUUUAAAUUGUACGCAGUUAUUAGAUUUUACUUCGCCAUUUCGUUAAUGGCUUCUUUAGCAGCUUUAGGGUUUUACUAUGUUUUAAUAUUUGCUAUUGCGAGAACUUCAAUUAUAACUUCUUUGGACCUUCAUCAACUACACCUACCAGGCCUUAAAACUUACACGGCUUCGGUGAUUAACAUUGAGUCAGUUGAUUCUUUAAGUUACAGCAUUCUCAAGUCAUUUUGAUGUGGUUCUUCUUUUUAAC